Messenger RNA from Ruditapes philippinarum (Manila clam), 3430 nucleotides. RefSeq names its product eIF5-mimic protein 2-like. Gene Ontology annotation, cellular component: membrane; cytoplasm. The transcript is spliced from 13 exons. The record is from RefSeq and is a predicted model, not a curated record. Gene Ontology annotation, molecular function: protein binding. The coding region runs from base 144 to 1397 and encodes 417 amino acids. Lineage: Eukaryota; Metazoa; Mollusca; Bivalvia; Venerida; Veneridae.
AUUGCGUUAGCCAGAAUUAUUCGUGCUUUUCUUAUAGUUCACAUCACGUCCAGCGUUGUUUCACGAGAUUACAAUUUCUUGGUUUGUGUAACAUUGCUGUUUUUCAGUCGGUAAACAAAGAACAAAUAUACUAGGAAGAGUUGAUGAGUCAGAAAGUAGAAAAACCGUCACUGUCAGGCCAACGUCUGAAGACUAGGAAAAGGGAUGAAAAGGAAAAAUACGAUCCUUCAGCGUUCCGUGAUGCUCUUAUCCAGGGUAUCAAUGAUACAGAAGGCGAUCUAGAAUUAGUUUCAAAAUUUUUGGAUGUCUCAAAAUUAGACUACCGCCGAUAUGCAGAUGUGCUUUUUGAUGUUUUAUUUGCUGGCGGACAAUUAGCUCCAGGGGGUUCUAUAGUAGAAGACCCUGAUCAGACCAAAGUGUCUAGGACAGACAUAUGUGUCUUUGGAUGUGAGGAAGAUAGAAACAAGCUCAAAGCUUAUUUUGAUGUGUUUAACAAACUUCUUAGAAGAUACAAGUAUCUGGAGAAGUCCUUUGAAGAGUCCAUUAAAAAGAUACUGGUGUUUCUGAAGGGCUUUAAGGAGGAUGAACAGCGUAAGCUGGCCAUUAUUCUUGGCAUCAUCUUUGCCAAUGGAUUCUGUAAGGCUCAAGUGCUCUCUGGGGUGUUUGAGGAGCAUUUGGUCAAGGAAGGUAUCUCGCUUCGUUUUGCAACGGUGAUGUUCCGGUCCUGGUUGGAAGACAAGGACAUUAACUCUGUGGUUAAGUCUUUAAAGACGGCCUCUAUUGACUCGAGACUUCUAGAGUUGUUCCCCCUGAACAAGAGGAGUCAGGAGGCAUUUGUUACCCAUUUCAGGAAAGAAGGCUUAGAUUCUAUUGCCAACUUUCAGAAUAAGCAGCAGUCUUUCGAGGUGAAAAAAGAAUUACAGAACAUUCUGUCAGAGAUGAUGAAUGAUGAUGAUAAUCCGAAAGAGAUUGUGGCAUAUUUGGUGGAAUAUAUGAAAAAGCAAGGCUUAGGUGACUCAGAAAUUGUUAUACACGUUUGGAACACUAUAAUGGCCCAGGUUGAAUGGAAUAAGAAAGAAGAGCUGGUAGCUGAACAAGCCAUCAAGCAUUUAAAGAAAUACUCGCUGGUAAUGGCUGCCGUAGCAAAGUCGCUGGAGGCAGAAAUCAAGCUGAUCGUGAAAGUACAGGAAUACUGCUAUGAAAAUAUGGUCUUUAUGAAAGUCUUUCAAAAGAUUAUUGUUCUGUUCUAUAAAACUGAUGUAUUGAGUGAGGACAGUAUAAUGAAGUGGUACAACGUAUCUCACUCUACCAAAGGCAAGAGUGUGUUCCUUGAACAAAUGAAGACAUUUGUAGAAUGGCUGCAAAAUGCUGAAGAAGAAUCUGAUGAAGAAGAUUAGAAAGGGGGCAGAACUCUCAUUGUAGAAUAUUUGAUGGUAUGGAGUUGUCUCCCUUGGCCCAUGUUAUAAUACGAACAUUUAGAAUGGAGUUGCAUGCCUUUAUUUAGCAUAGUAAUGACAACUGCCUACCUAUAUCAGGGACAUAGAUUGUCCCUUUCGGACUGUAAAAAUAAUAGAUUUUUUUUUGUGUAAAUAGUUUAAAAAAUCCAAAAAUUUCCUUACAGUGCAUGUUCUCAUUGUGUGUAACAAUUUUUUAUUACAAAACUUGUCAUAAAGAUAUUUGUAUGUAUGAUAUUUGAGCGACUUUUGUAACUAACUCGAUGUAUUGUAAAGGAUAUAUCUUCUUGAGACAAAAUGUGCGUGCAAUUUUGAUACAUUUUUGGAUCAAAGUGCAGGCAGUUAUAUUUUGUACUCGGAAGAAUUAUUUAUUACUGUAUGUAUUUUUACUUGGAAUCAGGGGGAGAGUUUACAGGCCACAGAUCAGAUUGCUGUGUAUAAUAACUUUAAAUUUUGCAUUUUUAUAUUUAAAGGGAAGCAUUUUUUUUGCGUGCUGUGAAGAAGUUUGUAUCACUAUCACACAUCUUGUUUGUAAAAGUUCGCCUUGAUCUCUUGUAGAUUAUGCUCGAUAGUUUUUUUCUCAGUCGCUCGUAACCGUUCAAUGAAAUUUGUAUGUAUUGAAAAACAAAAAUGGCGUAAAGGUGCAUAUGUAUUAGUGAACUGACAUUAUAAUUUGAAUUUUAUUUUGAUGUGAGAUUGGAUGAUUGGAUUGGAUGAUCAGAAAAAUGCAUUUUUUUUUCUUCUAAGUAAUUAGUAAUUUAUCAUACAUAGGUAUAUAUAUAUUUUGCGAUUUUUUUCCCUCUCUUCACAGUUCAGUAUUGUGUUCUGUUUGAUGAAAUUAAAUGACUUUCUAUGAAAGUUUUUAGAUUUAUUAAAAAACGCUUUUGGCUUAAAGUGCUUCAUUAAAUAUUCGGUGUUUACAUAUUUCUACGCCAAAUAUGGUGUAUUGGUUUUAUUGCUUAUAUGAAUAUAUAUAUAGAUAUUUCAUCUCUUGAUUUUUUUUUUCUUCAAUUUUUGUUUUUUUAUUGUAUUCAUGAAAUGUAAUACAUGAAAUAUACAUGGCAGGUCAUUUAAAUAUUGUUUUCUUUUUCACUGAGUGUUAUUGGCUGGUGUAUAAAUGAUAGGUGCUUGUAUAAGUGGUAAGAAUAAAAUCAAAAUAUUAUUACUUUAUUGCCACUGACUCUUUACCUGAAGAAUUUCAACCAAAACAAGAAAUAAAAUCGGAUUUUUUGAAGUUUGUGAACUAAUCUGUAAAUACAUAAUAACCAUUGGUUGAUUUUAAAUUCUUUCUCUAAGGCAACCAAUGAAAUCUCUCGAUUUGCUGACUGGUUUACAAAUGUAUUCUGAUGAUUCUGAACUUGACUGUGCUAAUUUCAUAGAAGCAUAACCCUGUCAUUUUGUUUCACAAGUGCAAUUAAAAGUUGAUUCUCGAGGAAUUUGCAGUGUUUAGAUUGAAUAAUGAAUGAAGUAUUGCAUUGAUACGUUGCUGGCAUUCUUUGAAAUAUAUACAUAUUUUUAUCUUCUAAAAUUUCUGGUUAAGGUUUAAAUUAGAAGUAUUUGGACUUUGAAAUAAGAAAGAAAGAAGAUUCUUCUAAGUGAAAAGAUUUCCUAAGCAUUAUCUAUUUCCAUAGAUUCUAAUUAAUUUCUAUUUUCCAGCGAGGGAAUUGUAUUUUUAUAGAUCAUUUGUAUAAAGUAGCAGUCAUUUUGUAAUAUAUAUAUACAGUAGAUAUACUAUAUAUAGAAGUAUGGACAGAGGCUUGUAUUUUCACCGCAAUACUGAUUUUGUUUUCUUUUUUUUUUGUGAUCAGGGAAUUGACAAAUUAUCUACAUAUAUAUGAUCAUGUCAUAAAAUAAUUGUGAAACCUCAAAAUACAUGACUCAGUGGGAAUGAAAUUGUUGUAUUUCGUAUUUUGUACCUUGUAAAAAUAUGUAUCCAAAAAAAAUUAAAAGACAGAUUAAAUGUUUCUUUUUAUAAA